AAUUAUGCACCGUCGACAGAGCAUGAUCUGCAGCAGGAUCAGACUGGAGAUCAACAAAGCCAGUCGUCGCAAAACAGAUCGAUUGCUUAAUGCAGCAGGAUCAAACUGGAGAUCGACAAAGCUAGUCGUCGCAGAAACAGAUCGAUUGCUUAACUACUAGUUGAUGAGAUGCUGCUAUAUUUUAUCCCCUUUAUGACUCUGAUCAAUAGGCCCCUUGAACAGCCUUGAAAGGAUGAGUGUAACUGCAUGUCUGCAUGCAUGCAUACACAAGCCAGGGUAAACAGCAACUAGCCAGGUUAUGAUAUGAUGUCUUGAUAAACAGAUGAAAGCCACCAGGGAGAGCUCAUAGCCAGUCUGCUUGUUCAGCAGAUAGAGCAGAUGCACAUUCUUUCAACUCCGGUUGUGUUCUGCAAGAUAAUUUACAAGUUGAGCGAGUGACGAGCUGUGAGAAUAACCAGUCCAUCAGGUAGGUGUUUUCUGCAUGCGCAAUGUUUAAUAUGGCGCAAUCCUCGACGUAGAUUCAUAAUUUGCAGCCCACCAAUCAAAAAAGAGGAGUUGACCUUUGAUGGCGACGGGAGCUUCUCCGCAUCUAUGUAUAAUGAACAUUCCUUGGCUUCUGAGCAAUCAACACAAAAGCAGCAGGGCUUUUCAUCGCUGUACAGACACUCCCAUCCUGCACCGGCGUGCAGUGCAAAAACUUCGGCGACAAUGUCGAGAACCAUGGCGGACGGAAGUGAAGACGUCAAUGGCAACAUCUCCAGGACAGGGUCGCACCGCCAGACAGACUACCAUGGAUACAAGGUCGGGUUCCCGCCGGCGAAGGGCCUCUUUGCGGAGUUAGCCGAAGGGGUGAAGGAGACCUUCUUUGCCGACGACCCGCUGCGGGAGUACAAGGACCAGCCGAGGUCCAAGAAGCUGUGGCUCAGCCUGGUGCAUCUCUUUCCGGUGCUGGACUGGGCCAGAAGCUACACCUUCGGCAUGUUCAAGGGGGACUUCGUCGCCGGCCUCACCAUCGCCAGCCUCUGCAUACCUCAGGACAUCGGUUACGCCAAGCUUGCUUUCCUGCCAGCACAUGUUGGGCUCUACAGUAGCUUCGUUCCACCUCUGGUAUACGCUGUGAUGGGCACUUCCAGGGACAUAGCAAUCGGUCCCGCGGCCGUCCUGUCGCUGUUGCUCGGGACUCUCCUCCAGGAAGAGAUCGAUCCGGUUAAGAAUCCAUAUGAGUACAGCAGGCUGGCGUUCACCGCGACAUUCUUCGCAGGGAUCACUCAGGCAAUGCUCGGAUUCUUCAGGCUAGGGUUUAUCAUAGAGUUCUUAUCUCAUGCAGCCAUCGUUGGUUUCAUGGCGGGUGCAGCCAUCACCAUUGGCCUUCAGCAGCUGAAAGGCUUCCUUGGCAUCGCAAAAUUCACCAAGAAGUCUGACAUCAUCUCAGUCAUGGAAUCAGUAUGGGGAAAUGUACACCAUGGGUGUAACUGGCAGACGAUAUUGAUUGGAGCAUCCUUCUUGGCGUUUCUUCUAACUACCAAAUACAUUGCCAAGAAGAAUAAAAAGCUCUUCUGGGUUUCUGCAAUCGCUCCACUCAUUUCAGUGAUCGUAUCCACAUUCUGUGUGUUCAUCACCCGUGCAGACAAGCAGGGUGUUGCAAUUGUCAAGGAUAGAAAGGAAGGCAUCAAUCCACCAUCAUUUCAUCUCAUAUAUUGGUCUGGCCCAUACUUAGCAAAAGGAUUCAGAAUUGGUGUAGUAGCCGGAAUGGUCGGCUUAACGGAAGCAAUCGCAAUUGGAAGAACAUUUGCUGCCAUGAAGGACUACCAAAUAGAUGGGAAUAAAGAAAUGCUGGCCCUAGGAACAAUGAACAUUGUUGGUUCAAUGACUUCAUGCUACGUAGGCACAGGUUCUAUGUCUCGAUCAGCAGUCAAUUACAUGGCUGGCUGCAAAACAGCCAUAUCCAAUGUUGUUAUGGCAAUUGUAGUGAUGCUUACGCUGUUGUUGAUCACUCCAUUGUUCAAGUACACACCCAAUGCCAUUCUAGCUUCUAUCAUCAUAAAUGCAGUGGUUAGCCUAGUUGACUAUGAAACGGCGUACCUUAUCUGGAAGGUUGAUAAAAUGGACUUCAUGGCAUUGCUAGGAGCAUUCUUUGGGGUCGUAUUUGCAUCAGUGGAGUACGGCUUGCUCAUUGCGGUUGCAAUAUCUCUUGGCAAAAUUCUUCUCCAAGUAACACGGCCAAGAACAGCUUUACUCGGUAACCUUCCAAGGACAACAAUCUACACGAAUGUUGAACAAUACCCAGAGGCUAGCAAGGUACCUGGGGUUAUGAUUGUCAGAGUGGACUCAGCCAUCUACUUCACAAACUCCAAUUAUGUUAAAGACAGAAUCCUGAGAUGGCUGAGAGACGAGGAGGAACAACAGCAGGAACAGAAGCUGUCCAAAACAGAAUUUCUCAUUGUUGAGCUAUCUCCGGUGACUGAUAUCGACACAAGUGGAAUCCAUGCCUUGGAGGAGUUGUUGAAAGCACUUGAAAAGCACAAAAUUCAGUUGAUCCUCGCCAAUCCCGGGCCGGCAGUGAUCCAGAAGCUGUGGUCAGCAAAAUUCACGGAGCUCAUUGGCGAUGACAAGAUAUUCCUCUCUGUAGACGACGCGGUGAAGAAAUUUGCUCCGAAGUCAGCCCUGAACGUGUGAAGAAGAUGCGCCUAACAAAGCGAUGUACAUGUGAAGCAAAGGGAUGUGUUGGUGCUGUUUUUUAUAGAGCAAGGAGCAUACAAGUGAAUGGCAUAGCUUGUGUAAAGGUAAAUAAUGGAGGUGUUCAGAGUUGGAGCAUGUCAGGUUUGCAAGAUGCGGUUGGAGGAAAAGGAGAAGAUGGUGGCCUAGCUGGACAUCUACAUCAGUGUGCGUGGUCGUGGUGUGUGUCAGCGAGCAGUUGGAUGGAGGUUCAUAUCAUAAUCCAUCUUUGGGGUAAUUUUUCUCCCCGGUCUUUGGAUCCACACCUCUGUAUCUUGUUAGUGUUUGUACUUCAAGUUGAAGGCUUCAUAAUGAGGUUUGGCAUUUUGGCCCAGUGGUAUGGUGCACUAGAUUGCGAGGCAUGCUCGAACUUGUGUGAGUAAUAAGGAUACUAAAGGUUCAAACACUGUACUCUGAUAAGAUGAGUUGCUUGCUUGCGCAUUUCAGCUCUGGGGUAUUGAACCAAACACAUGGCGUGCAUGUGUGAACUUUGCUAUUGACUAGCAAUGGCAUGCAUGUGUAAGCUGUCGAGUGCUCACUGUUGCCACAAAAGGCGUAGCGAUGCCUAUAGUACUUACUCAAAUUUGCUUGACCACCGCAGCCAAGCACCGAGAUAGGUGAGCUCACCGUCUCCGUCCGCCGCC
This is a messenger RNA of Triticum dicoccoides, 3359 nucleotides long. RefSeq names its product sulfate transporter 1.2-like. Bases 592 to 2676 code for a protein of 694 amino acids. The transcript has 14 exons. Gene Ontology annotation, cellular component: membrane. Gene Ontology annotation, biological process: sulfate transmembrane transport. The record is from RefSeq and is a predicted model, not a curated record. Gene Ontology annotation, molecular function: secondary active sulfate transmembrane transporter activity. NCBI's taxonomy places the organism in Eukaryota, Viridiplantae, Streptophyta, Magnoliopsida, Poales, Poaceae.